Messenger RNA from Lathyrus sativus (Indian pea), 1491 nucleotides. NCBI's taxonomy places the organism in Eukaryota, Viridiplantae, Streptophyta, Magnoliopsida, Fabales, Fabaceae. The record is from the annotation of a GenBank genome assembly.
AUGGCAAGCGCAGGUAUAUACCGAAGAACCCUCCCUCCCCCUUCAAUCGAGUUUUCAUCACCGGAGGGAAAGAAAAUCUUUACCGAAGCUCUUGCGAAGGGAACAAUGGAGGGUUUCUUCAAGUUAAUUUCAUACUAUCAGACUCAAUCAGAGCCUGCUUUCUGUGGUUUAGCCACUAUUUCUGUUGUCCUCAAUGCUCUUGCUAUUGAUCCCGGUAGAAAAUGGAAAGGUCCUUGGAGAUGGUUUGAUGAUACAAUGUUGGAUUGUUGUGAGUCUUUGGACAAGAUUAAAUCACAAGGCAUUACAUUCGGAAAAGUUGCGUGCUUGGCUCGAUGUAAUGGAGCUAAAGUUGAAGCCUUUCGAUCGGAUCAGAGCAAUAUUGAUGAUUUUCGCAACCGUGUGAUUUCGUGCUCUUCUUCUGAGGAUUGUCAUGUCAUUGUGUCUUACCUCAGGACUCCACUUAAUCAGACUGGAACUGGGCAUUUUUCACCGCUUGGAGGAUAUCAUGCUGUAAGAGAUAUGGUCCUUAUUUUGGAUGUUGCUCGAUUUAAAUAUCCUCCUCAUUGGGUUCCCCUUACCAUUCUUUGGAAUGCAUUGAAUACCAUUGAUCAAGAUACUGGACAACAUAGGGGGUACAUGGUUAUUUCAAGGCUUAACAGGGCACCAUCAAUACUUUAUACUGUGAGUUGUAGACAUGAAGGUUGGAGCAGUGUUGCCAAAUUUCUAACAGAAGACGUUCCUCUUAUUCUAAAAUCAGAGAAUCUAAAAGAAAUUCCAGAAGUGCUCUCUGUUGUAUAUAAAUCUCCUCCUAGUGAAUUGAGAGAGUUCAUCACGUGGAUUGUUGAGGUUCGCAGGCAAGAAGACGGGAAUCUCACAUUGAGCGAGGAGGAGAAAGGAAGGCUAGCAAUCAAGGCAGAUGUACUGGAACAAAUUCGGUCAACUGCACUCUUUAAACACGUGAUCAGGUGGUUGGAUUCAGAAAGAUCAUGCUGUGAUACCAUUGCAAACCUCGGUGACAGAGAUACUUUGUCAGCGCUUGCAGCACGUGUUUGCUGCCAGGGGGCAGAUCUCUUGACUGGUUGUCGUUUGUCGGGUGGAAAUUGCUGUAGUAAAAUAGAUGUAAAACAUCUGAACGUUGAUAGUGAAAAUCCAGUAACGUUAAUUUCCGGAACUGUUACUACCACUGGAGGCGGUGGUGAACAAGGAGUUGAUGUAUUGGUUCCUUUGUGUCAAAGGAAGCCGAGUAGCUUGUGUCUGUGUAAUGAGGGUCAGUGCAUUGGAAUGCACCCAUCUACUGCCGAUGUCUUAACAGUGCUUUUAUUCGCCUUGCCCUUGCAUACAUGGUCUGGCAUUAAAGACGAAAAGCUGCGUGUUGAAGUUGCGAGUCUUCUAACAACUGAAGAUCUCCUCCCCUUACUUUCAGAAGAGGUUUUGUUCUUGCGAGAGCAACUUCACUUUCUGAUGACUGAUAAUGGUGCUCCUUCUACCUGA